This is a messenger RNA of Bolinopsis microptera, 8042 nucleotides long. RefSeq lists its product as uncharacterized. Gene Ontology annotation, molecular function: NAD+ poly-ADP-ribosyltransferase activity. Lineage: Eukaryota; Metazoa; Ctenophora; Tentaculata; Lobata; Bolinopsidae. The record is from RefSeq and is a predicted model, not a curated record. Bases 40 to 6888 code for a protein of 2282 amino acids. The transcript is spliced from 32 exons. Gene Ontology annotation, cellular component: cytoplasm.
ACACUACUAUAUAACAAAUAAUUUGAGUAUGGAAUCGAAAUGGUAAAUCUGUUCCAAGGCGAUGUCAUCUUUAUCGAUGGAACCAGCUACAAUUUCAAAACAAAAUCUCGGAUUAAAAACACGGUCAUCGAUGGCGGAGGACAAGUUUCAUUUUCUUUGAACAAAAAGGUCAGCUGUGUGCUAAGUUCGGACGUGCUAAAGUUUAAAGCCAGCUCUAGAGGGGGAACCUGCAAGAAGCUAGGUAUUCCUGUCGUGUCGGAACGUUAUGUUGAUGAGUCUUCUGCUUUAGGCAUCAAACAGAGUUACAGUCAAUAUGAGGAGUUUAGUGCACAAGAAAGGACGGAUUCUGGAAAAUUCCAGCUUGAUCUGGGCGAGGAACCGAGACAAGUCCUCAGUCAGGAGCGAAAGCAGGAACUCCUUUCAUCCGUUACGAAAUGUGCUGUUGCUACCCUGGACACAACUGGGAUGACUAGGCUAAAGCUAUGUUAUCUGAACAAAACUGAGCUCUGGCUCCGCAAUCCGUCGUCUUAUCGCGUCAUUAAGCGAGGCGCUAAGACAAAUUGUAAAGUUUGGGAGAUGUCAGAUAGGCUGGAGGCACUCUUUGUGUUCACAACCAUCUCAAAUAAACACUAUCUGACCCAGCAUCUACGCGAAAAAUGGUUUGAAGAGAAACCAUUUGAGGUAGAACGACUCAAUCUGGAAUUGAAUGUUCUUCCCCAUAAAAUGAGAGUGUUUUCCUUGGUUAAAUUCCUCUGGGAUACCGCUGGGGAUGCUUUACAUUUACUUCGAGGUUGCCAAUUUACCCUCCCGAAACUGGUUCGAAUUGAAAGUAUCAUAUUGGAUUUGAUGGAAAUCUUGAAAAUCGAGCCACAUGGUGGACAACUGAUAGGAACUCUCGUUAAAGAACUUAGAGCUGCCGGUGUUCCAAAUGCUUACGCUAACGUUGUGAAUUGUAGAGGGGUAAAAGAUUUGGUGGUACUGUUGGACUGCAUAAGGAUUCUUAAGGACAGAAUCCCUCUUUCUCAAGGUAUCUCCACUGCUGAAGAUAUCUAUCGAGCAGUCGGUUGCAAGAUUGGACUUACUCAAAUGGCAAGCAAGGAGGUUCAGUCGGCCAUAGAAGCGAUUAAAUCAGACAGUGGUUUCCCCGCAGUAUGCUACUCACUAGAACACCCUUCCGCCGUGAUGCAACAAGUCAAAUACCCCUCUGCCCCCACUAAAGUUCUCUUCCACGCCACUGCUACCGCUAACGUCUGGGGCGUUUUGUCCAGGGGACUUGUUUUGCCUUGGCAGGUUGAAAACGAACUUGGUAUCAUCAGAAGGGAUCAUGGUCGUCUGGGUCGAGGAAUCUACUUAUCAGAAAACCCAAUGGACAGCAUCAGAUACUUGCACCCUACUGAACCUUCUCCCCGAGGAACGAUGUUUCUAGUGGUGUGUGAGGUGGUAACAGGACACCAGUACGCUACCUCCAAGGAACUGCUCGGUUCCGCUGCUCCUCCCUCUGGAUACGACAGCGUCGUCUCGACGACCCGUUCUGAGGACGAUUUGUCCUGUUUCGACUACAAGGAGUUCUGUAUAUUCGACACUACCCGUCUCAAGAUAACCGGACUGAUCGAGUUCGCGGUGGUGCCUGAUCCGAACUUUCUGUAUCCUCCCGUGCAAUUACAUCUUCCUUGGAUUGAUGAGGAGCCGAAACCAGAAAAUGAGGAUAAAUAUGAUGAUGUAACAUCGCUAGAUAUUGAUGACAUCUUAGAAGGAACGGUGGUUAAAUCUGUGGAGAUCGGUCUGUUGGUUCAGGGCAGUCCAGUCCCCCUAACAACUGUCAAUGUCGUGGCAAGCAUUACUGAUAUGGUUGGACAAGUAACAGUUCUACAAUCCUACACUAGUUGUUGUGAUGAGGAACGGGAGGCUAAGUAUGUCUUCCCACUUGACGAGGGCUGUGCAGUGAGCGGAUUUGAGGCGUAUAUAGGAGAGAAACACAUAGUUGGUCAACUGAAGAAGAAAGAAGAAGCGAGGCGGGAGUAUAGGCAGGCAGUAGCAGCCGGUCAUGGUGCUUAUCUUAUGGAACAGGAAGAGCCGGACCUGUUCUCACUUUCACUGGGUAACAUUCCGGCUGGCGAGGUCACCAUCCACAUCAAGAUAAUCUAUGUCACCGAGUUAACUGUUCUGGACAACGAUAUACUCUUCACUGUGCCGAGUCUGUUGAGCAGUAGCAGCACAGGGUUGGAUAAAAUGACACAGCUGACAACUGAGACCGACCGCGUGACGUCAUCAGAGACCAUGUUCAACAUAUCAGCUAACAUCACCAUGCCCUUCAAGAUACUGAGUAUCUUCUCCUACACCCACUCUCUUAAUGUCAAGAUGACAGAUACCCUAGCGAUGGCUAGAUGGUCGGGUGUCCUAGAACCACACCAAGACUUUGAACUUCGUAUCUCGGUUUCCGAAGUUAACCGGCCCCGAAUGUGGGUAGAGAAAUCCGGUAACACUGAGGCUGCAAUGCUUACCUUCUAUCCUGAUAUCUCUGUUAACUCCGUUGGAGGCAGAGUUAACGUCAAGAUUAUCAUAGACUGCUCUAAGUCCAUGAAACUCAAAUGGAAAGAUACGAUCCAGCAAGCGCUGUUGUUGGUGGAACGUUUGCCAGGAGAGUGCUGGUUUAAUGUGUCCAGUGUUGGGGUAGGACCUGGUAUUGAGUGUUUUCCAGUUUAUUGUCGCGUGACCGCAACAAGCAAGAAACAUGCUGUUCACUUUUUAAAGCACAUCCUGAAGCCUGGAGAGUACUGCACCGAACUGUGGAGCAUGGUUUACAACGAGUAUCUGCUGAGUAAAGAUAGCCAGGAUAUAGUGAACAUGGUGUUUGUUAGUGACGGUGUGGUGACACAACCUGAUCUCUGUCUUAACCUGGCUGCUGUUCUCCCAUCCAACAUCCGGUUCUUUUCUGUGUUGACCAGAGAGGACGGAAACAAACAUUUCUUACAAGCAUUAGCAAAACAAGGCAGCGGCUCCUUCCUCUUCCUAAACUCCAAGGAAAAGGGGAAAUGGAUGAACACGGUGGGGAUUCUGUAUGAAAAGUGCAAAGAACCAGCGUUGGACGAAGUUCAGUUAAAGUGGAAUAUGUACAACAGCGGAGACACUGUUAAUCAGGCUCCCCUGCUCAUAUCAUCUCUCUUCAACAAACACAGACAGAUAGUGUACGGAUACGUGCCCAACUGCAGAUCAGCGUCUCUUCUCGCUCAUCUUGGAGAUCAGGUGUUGGACACGCUAGUCAGUGUGGAGGAACUUAAUGUUAAGCAAGGGAGUGUAUUACACAAGCUUACUGCUCGAGCAAUGAUAGAUGAUUAUGUAAAUGGGGUCAUGAGCGAGGACCAGAGACUACACGAGAGCCAGCAGCGCAAGAGAAAAGAUGAAAUAAUAUCUUUAUCCCUGGAACACUCUGUAAUAUCGCCCUUCACCAGCUUUGUAGCAGUUGAGGAGCGAGGUGAGGGUGAGGUGGUUCAGAAAACUGUAGAUGUUGAGACUCUCCUGUCAGAGAUCAGAGUGGACUGCAUUCCUUACGUUGGGUACUCGGACGUUUCAAAGUUAGAGGUAAGGGAACAGAUACGUUGCCCUGAUCAGUAUGAUGAAAUUAUAAGAUUGAUUGAAAAAAAAACCUCUACGUACAAUGUUCCUGACUCACCCGAUUCGGAUUCUGGUGAUUCGAAGACGGAAUCCUCGUCUGACGAAGACGAAACCGAUUACUCAACGGUGGUUCUUGAUCUAGGAUCUCACAGGAUAAAGGGAGGGUUUGCUGGAGAUGAUGCACCCCGAGCUGUGUUCAAAUCAGUCAUAGCAAUACCUGCAGCUCGUGGAGUUAUGUUGGGUAUGGGCGGCAAAGAUUACUUCGUCGGCGAUGAGGCCGUUUGCAAAGCUGGAGUAAUGGGAAGACUAGAUAAUGCAUUCGUAGACGAACCAUCCAAUGUUGACAUUUCGGCUCUAAGGACGGAAAGUCCAUUACCCUCCAGCACUGAUUCUGAAGGUGAAGAAGAGGGGUCCCGAGUUGGAGUCCCACUAGUUAUUGACAUGGGUAGUUACAUGGUCAAAGCUGGCUUUGUUGGAGAUGAUGAGCCUUUUGCUGAUUUUCCUCCCCUCGUAGGAAGACCAAGGCAUCGGGGGGUUAUGGUUGGUAUGGGACAGAAAGAUUCGUACAUUGGUAGUGAAGCGAUGUCAAAGCGGGGCAUACUAACGCUUACUAACCCUCUUGCUCCACCAAGAAGAACAGCUCAGUCUGUAGAUGGUAGUCGACCACAACAAGCGCCAACCUAUGCACAAGCGCCAGUGUAUACACAAUGUAGUUCAACUCCUCCUGCCCCACCGGGGGCCCCGUCACCACCUCGUAUUUUAGCACAGAGAGCACUGAGGCGGAGUCUUAGUGGCUGUUCUGCGCCAACUCCACCGGGUGCGCCACCUCCACCAUGUGCAGCACCUCCGCCAAGUGCGCCACCUCCGCCAGGUGCGCCACCUCCGCCAAGUGCGCCACCUCCACCAUGUGCGCCAUUACGAGCACCGUCACCACACGCACGGCCACAACAAAGAGCAGCUACAAUGUUAUUCGGUUCAGCUCGAGGGCCAACUUCAGCUCUUGCCCCAAAGAUGGAAAUGUCUAAUAGACCUGGAUCAAUGUUUGGAAGUUUAAGUUUUGGUGCUACCCAGUCACUUUCCCGACCACUAUAUACAAUAGGUGCACUACCAUCACCAGAUGCACGGCCAUCAUCAGACGGAAUGUGUUCUUCUUCACGACCAAUCACUGCCGCUGCACCGUUAGUCAAGAGUAAAGAAUCUUCCCUUUUCUCUCAGCCUAAGUUUAGAAAGUCCCCAGAUUCAUGGCCAACACCGUCUACAUCAAACAUCUGUGGGAGUUCUAAUUUUGGUGGCUCAGAAGCACCUCCACAAUUUGGAGGUGUGUAUGUCUCCCAGGCACCACCACAACCUGGAUCAAUGUCUGGAAGUUUAAGUUUUUGUGACGCACCAUUUUCAAGUGAGGAUGAAGAAGUGAAGUUAAUGCAGAAUUAUCCUCCAGGAAAGGGGUUAGGGAAGGGAGGUUCGGCACUAUCCCGACCACAUGUCUCACAGGCACCACCACCACCACCCCAGGCACCAUCACCACCUACAUCAUUCAUGUGUACUAUAGGGAGUGAUCCAGUUGAUGGUCCACAGAAAAGGUUUGCAAGGUUCAACACCAACAACAACACUUUAGCUAAAAAAUCCAGUCCAGCACUGGCACAGGAUCUACAAUCACGAAGACAGGUGAUCAAGAAUGAAAAAGUAUCUGAUGAUGUUACUUCCGAUACUGAUGAAUGGGAUAGCUCCAGCAGCAGUUAUUCUGGAGCUAAUAUCGGAUACAGUAAUGACAGAAAAUGUUUUACUGCGGAGACCCCAUUAACGUCUGCCCGGAGCAUAAAUUCGGGAGGGUUGGGCAGUGCCCCACGCUUCCAAUUUAUGGCAGGAUCUGCGCUCUCUCCUCCACCAAUGUCAGCACCCGUCGAAGAGUACUUGGCUCAGGACGAGAUCUUGUUCCUUCUUCAAGACAUCUAUGAAGCGCAGAAUAGUGGGAUUAGUGCACUCGAAGGACUUCUCAUCGCGCUUUCUGUUCAGGAUGUCUCUAUGACGCAGGAUGUCAUGUGUGACUACGAUCCCACAAUCGAAGAUCAAGAUGAGCCACUCGAGGAGAGAUCACUGAGAUGUGCUGGCGUUGCGAUGGUGCAAGAACAACUCAGUUUAAACGUAGAGAAAGUGUUGGAUAGAAAUGCUAAGUUGGAUCUCAACUUGAAAUCUGGUCUCAAAAUGUUGCAGAGAUCUGCCGUUUCGUUUGAAUCUAGCAGCCAAGAAAGAUUCCGAUGCAUCAGUUCGCCACUGAGUGCGAAAAGGUAUGAAGAGGAAAUAAAUGAAGCUGGAUUUUAUUCCGGUGCUAUGCACCUGAGGGAAUUUGACCUGAGCACGAUCUCACCUGAUCACGGAUUUGAUGGUUUCACCGCGCAGGAAAGAGAAAAGAGGAAACUUGAAGCUGAACUGAAAAGAUAUUUUGCUGAAACGGAAAAAAAGUCGCCGUGGUAUAGCAAUAUGAUGGCGUCACUGAAGUUCGAUGAAUUCUGUGAAUUACUUACAAAAUUUCCAGAGCGAGAAUCAGAGAUGAUGAAGCUCUCGAAACAAAAGCGUAAUGGCAUUUUUUCUGGUUGUGAGAAAUUGCUCUAUAUCUUUUCCCUAGAAAUGAAACGCAAUCUUGAUGAUGGAGAAAAUCUGGAAUCAUGGAAACAAAGCAUCUUUCAAUUCAUCUGCAGUAAUGAUGUCCAAAAUGCAGCAGACGAUAUUUUAGAAGGGGACUUGAUCUACGAAGCUGCGUUAAACAGCCUUCUAUCAAACGGGCUGAACAGUUUGGGACCGAGUGUAUCUAAAGAGGUUAUCAGUUAUGUUAAGUUAGUAUGUUGUAGCAUGAGGCUUUGUAUGGCUGGGAUAAGUAUGGAUGAAGAGGGAGAGGAGGAGGAUGAGGAGGCAACAAAAUUUAAGGAGAUUGCCGUCGAAAUGCUAAUACGUUGGAAAUGGAGUCCAUGGGGAUCUGAUGACUAUGACGAUUAUUCUACUCAGGAACUUGUAUCGGGAAUGUACUACAUAAUAUUCUGCGAGAAAUUCCUCAACUUUCCCAGGACCCUGACUGUUGCGUGGGAUUGGCAUUCUUUCUUCUCUCUUCUCGUUUACAUAGUUAUCAGGGAUAAUCAGGAGUUGAUGGAAAUGUUUUUAUCGACAGUGUCUGAUGGGUUUGAUCCUGAAAUGGGCAGCCGCCGUAGCAGUAUCCUGUACGAGGGAAAGAAAAUCGCCAAAGACGCUGAGAGGAAAAAGAGUCGACUAUUUGGGUUUCAAUGAUUUGUGUCAUGAGAGGGAACAAUACAUCCGUUUUAGAUGACGAAUGUUAAUGAUGACUAAACUGUUGUAUUAUGCGUAUGCGUACCGUCUUAUUUUGUAUGUUGUCACUAUAUUUACUAUGGUGGAAUUUUUUUGAUUUAUAUUUUUAUUCGUGCCGUAUUACAUUACUUUUAAACAAUUGAAGACUUCAAGUUUUGUAACACCUCAGUGGCUUCGAUUCAUCGACCGCAAACGCCGCAAUCUACAAUACCAAGUAGCUAGAGCGUUUAUCAUGACGAAUCGUUGUCAUUUCUUAUAUAACCUUCAUGAUUUGUGAUUGUUUUUAUUUUUAAUUUAUAUUGAAUUAUUCAGUUAUACUUUCAUUUCUAAUAAUGUGGAAUCUUAUUGAUAAAGAAGAUGGUUAGUUUUAAAUGUUGAGACAUUUUUGAUGCUUUUAAAAUAUGAUACAUGACAAAGAAAUUCGUUUUUAGUUUACAAUUUUUGUUUAAAUAACGGUAGAUGAGUAUUACAGAUUUUGAGGUUUAUAUUUGAAUUUUAUAGAGUUAAUGUGCUUACAUUCUACAGACAUGCAGACGUGAUCGGUUGUGGCUUAUUAAAUAAUGAGCCCGUCUAUUACUAUUUCAAACUGCAGCGUACAGUGUAACUGUACAGCUUAUGAUUUGCUUAUCUGUUUAGUGUUUAUAGAAAUAAUAUUUUCCGUGUAAAUGGAGUCUCAUGUUCAAUGUUAAUAUUUUAGCGGAACUUGGGAAAUUGGCAGUGAUUUAGAUUCCAUGUACAGUGUACACCCAUGCCCCAUACUUAUUGAUACUUAUUGGUUAAUUUGGUACCUCAAUCCGAUAACUCUGAGAUAUCAUGAUACCAAAUAUGUCUGUUCAUAGAAACUUUUGUCUCUUCUGCCCACUCAUUUUGAAGGGCUCUUUAAAGUAUAUUAUGAAAUUUGAUACUUUUCACAGUACGGUGCUAUCUCGAAAGGUAUUCGAGCUUUACCGUAGAUUGUGAAUUCUUUGGAGUGCCAAUCAUUUAUCAAAAUUAUCUGAGCUAAAAUUCACACGGUCUAUUUCGAAGAUUUCCCGAGUUUCAAAGAACUUAAACUAUCAAAAAAUAUUGUAGAGUUGCAUAUCGUUAAAUUUUUUCUGUGAAUUGAUUGUUUUUGA